AUGCAGUCAUCUGAGAUUUUGUGGCGUCCUGCCGGUCAUGGCCCUUGGGCCCCCCAUCCAUCUGGUCGUGCUGGUUUAGAAUCAUUGGACAUUGAUCGGCAAGUGUUUUUCAUUGUCUCAAUCCGUCCUCCUCCCGCGUUGCUUAUUUCACCACCACCAGACAAGGGCGUCCCAGCCGGCAUCGUCAACUUUGCCCUCGCUCACAGACAAGAAGUGACUCCAACGUCAACGGGACGCAACGCGCCGUGCCACAUUGGUGGAGGAAAUAUUGAGAUGAAUGCUCUUCUUCACGAACCGUUCCGAACCGUCAACGGGUUUCGCAUUGUCAAACAGCAGAAUUCCAUUGCCCGGCCUCCCUUGACUCCAGGCACGUUGCGACCCUCGUUCUUGGCCAGAAUGGAACGCAAAAGGGCAGGCAGACCAGGACAUGCUCAUUGUGUCCUGCCUUACUGCCCCUGCCUCGAACACUCCAAGACGGCGCCCAAGGAAGCUUUCAGCGAAAGGGACGGUGCGAAGCUUACGUUGCCGACCACAUGGCAAAACCCAUUGCUAUCUUUGGGGGCUGUGGACUAUCGACAAGUUCGCGCGUCGAGCUGCGUCUUUGUGGAAACUAGCGCAUCUUUGGAAUCCAAAUUGCCUGGUGCACACCAUUCGUGCUGGACGAAAGUGAGCUAG
Molecule: messenger RNA, 675 nt
Organism: Colletotrichum paranaense
Lineage: Eukaryota; Fungi; Ascomycota; Sordariomycetes; Glomerellales; Glomerellaceae
Exons: 2
Coding region: 1-675 (224 amino acids)
Source: RefSeq, a predicted model, not a curated record